AUGAUUUUCAAAGACACAUUUUAUAGAGUCUGCAAUUGCCAAGUUUCACUGUUUUCUUUCUUGUCAUACUUAGUUGACUGGUUAACCUAUUUUAUUGUACUAUCAGCUGCAGUAAACUGGCAGUUGUUUGCAGUCACCAGAUAUACAGAUUUCAGUAUAAAUGAUAUAAGUAUCAUGCAUGCUUACAAGGCCGAAAAUGAAACAUAUGCUCCAGUUUGGUAUCUUUUGAUAUUGAUUCUUCUAAUACCUUUGUUUAUUGUGGUCAUAUGCUGCCUGUGGUUUUUGAGGAAUAGAAACAAAAAGAGAAUGCUCUGGGAUAUGCAUGCGGCCAUUUUGGGGAGCUUGGGUUGCUGUUCAUCACAAUUGCUUUUAGUAGUCAUUAUCAAAAACAUUGCUGCUGUUCCUCGACCUGACUUUCUAACACGGUGCCAACCAGAUUACUCGACAAUCCCAGUGCUGGGGAGUCUAUACAAUGUAGACUUCUGUCAGAAUCCAGACGAGUCAUUGAUAAAUGAUGGUUUCAAGAGCUUUCCUAGCGGCCACUCAUCAACUGUUUUUGCAUCGCAAACCUUUUUGGUUUUGUUCUUGAUAGGGAAAAUAAAAAUGUCAGGAUCCUCGUAUUUUAGUUGGAAGCUUGUGCUCUCCAUUAUGUACCCGUUGAUUAUCUCUUGCAAGGUUUCGUUUUCAAGAGUUUCUGAUCAUAGGCAUAGAGUAAGAGAUGUUUUGGUGGGAGACUUAAUUGGUGUCUGCUUUGGGACCUUGUUCUAUUUUAUUUAUUUCACAAAUCCUUUCAAUGGUGCUCCAUCUUUGGCAUUCUCACCUAGAAAAUUUGAAGUAGAUGAAAACUCCGAAGGCCUCUUCGGACUAAAAAUCUCUACUUACGAUAUUGACAGCAAGGAAAUUUCAUACACUGAAUCUGUUGAUGAUGGUAACAAUCCUGCAUUCCCUAAAUCAUUCUCCCCUUUGUGUUAUUCUACUGUGCCUGUGAAAUUGAAACAUACGUUCAACAAUCGUCCGAAUCGUCCAACAUCAAAUCCAAUCGGCAGCUUGUUCUACGUGUAA
Molecule: messenger RNA, 1062 nt
Organism: Pichia membranifaciens NRRL Y-2026
Lineage: Eukaryota; Fungi; Ascomycota; Pichiomycetes; Pichiales; Pichiaceae
Exons: 1
Coding region: 1-1062 (353 amino acids)
Biological process (GO): phospholipid metabolic process
Molecular function (GO): phosphatidate phosphatase activity
Source: RefSeq, a predicted model, not a curated record